Molecule: messenger RNA, 1050 nt
Organism: Emericellopsis atlantica
Lineage: Eukaryota; Fungi; Ascomycota; Sordariomycetes; Hypocreales; Bionectriaceae
Product: thioredoxin-like protein
Exons: 2
Coding region: 241-999 (252 amino acids)
Biological process (GO): cellular response to oxidative stress
Cellular component (GO): cis-Golgi network; cytoplasm; fungal-type vacuole
Molecular function (GO): glutathione disulfide oxidoreductase activity
Source: RefSeq, a predicted model, not a curated record
CUUCGCUCCCGCACGACACUUCCGUCCUCACCCCAGCUGCUACGAAUAGACGCCAGUGCCAUUGAACAGCGAGUCUGCUCUCAAGGUGCAGAGCUGUACGAUCUGAUUAUUGGCGACUCUGAUCUCGACACGCGCCGCCAUCGCAGCUGCUUCCAUUGUGGGAACCGAUCAACCCGAUCAACCAGGCCGAGCAGCAGCUUCAAGAGCGCCAACAACCCCAUACACCACGCACAGCACAGUAUGCCGUCCCCACGACGGAUGCGCCUCAUCCUCCUGGCGGGCCUGAGCACCGUCAUCCUCAUCUUCUUCUACACAAGCCGUCUGUCCGAUGACGCCAUGUCAAAAGAGCACACGCCCUUUCGCGACUUUUACCAAAAGACCAAGCACGCCAUGGACGCCGGCUCGUCGUCGGCGCAGCAGCUCCACCCCGCCGACCGAGACAAGGACGGGGACAUUGACGAGGACGACAGGGCGCUGGGCGCGGAGAUGCAGACACGGCUCAAGGAGGCCGAGCUCCGCGCCAAGAAGAUUGCCAACCAAAAGGGCGGCCUCAAGCCCGACCCGCCGAGCAACGUCGUCGGCGUGGGGAGCUCGGCGGACGGCCAGGACGGUGCCGGGGGCUCCAGCGGGGAGCAGGUCGAGGAGGUCAGAGACGCCGAGGCGGAGCUGAACAUGAUUCUCAAGAAAUCACCGACCAUCAUCUUCUCCAAGACAUUCUGCCCCCACUCGAAACGCGCAAAGAAGCUCCUCCUCGAGAGGUACACCAUCUCGCCGGAGCCGUACAUUGUCGAGCUGGACGAGCACCCCAUGGGUCCCGCGCUGCAGGAUGCGCUCGAGGUCAAGACGGGGCGGCGGACGGUACCCAACGUGCUCAUCAACGGCGUGAGCAUCGGUGGCGCGGACGACGUGUAUGAGCUCGACGGGCAGGGUCUGCUGAUUGACAAGAUUAUCGAGUUUGGGAGUAAGCGUGUUGAUGUCGCGCGUUCGCCGAGUAUAUAAGCCAGGUCUUGCGGUGUAAAUAUCACUGAAUUGUCACGCGUGUUGUAGGCU